AUGGUGCGGGAGGCCGCAGAGGAGCUGUCUGGAGACCAGAGAAAGCUCGCCAAGGGCAGGCUUGGUUUCGGGAGUCGCUGUCCUGCAAGCUGGCACCGAGAAACUCGCUGCGUGGGAGAGGGGGUGGCUGCGGGCGGGGACCGGGCGCCAAGGAUCGAGCCAGGUCUGCAGGCUGGGAGCCGCCUCUCCGCCCCACCACCCCAUGACGCAGAGGCCACUGCGGCUGCCUGCUGCGUCCUCCCAGCGCACAGAGCUAGGCCAGCAGCGGGCUGUUGGGUGGAUCUGGGGAAGCCCCACUUCUACUUUUUAUCAUUAAGAGUUAUGGAGGACAGUGACGACAGUGAUGCAAAGCUCCAAGAAGAAAUAGAAGCUGAAUUGGAUAAAAUCAGCAUUUCUUCCUUGGAAAAUGAUGAGGUUGAAAACGAUUCAGAAUCAGAAACUCAGAGUGACGAUAGUGACACUGAUGUACUUGAAUUGCCAGAGUCAGUUCUUCAUUAUAUCAGCGUCAUAAAGAACAAGAGUAAAACUGCUGAAGAGCUCAUUCUUCAGGACUUGGAAGAUACUGAUGUCUUCAGUUGUAGUUAUGGCGCAGUGUCUGACAGUCAUAUGCAUUUGAGAACUGGAUCAUCAUCACCUGAAUCUAAAGCAGAUUCUGAGCAAUUAAUGAAGAUAUUAUCUGUAAUAGACAAGGAAGAAUUUAUGAGAAGUCUAGCUCCUUCUGCCAAGCGUGUAACUGUUCCUGAGUCUAUUACUCUUGACAUAUCUAUGGAUGAAUAUGUUUUACCAGAUGAGGCUGAUUUGAGUUUUGGAUACUUUGAAGUAGAAGAACGAUGUAGAAAAUCUUUUGAAGCUUGGCAGGACAAACAACAGGAACUAGAAGUAAAGGAUAAAGCAUUUCUGGAAGCCCAGAGUGACAGGGAAAAACAGAGCUUUCAAGAGGAAGAUGAAAAGAGACAGCGCUGGAUAAGACAGUUUGAAGUUGAAAAGAAAAAAUUAGAGAAUCUUCAUAAGCAAAACCAAGACAAAAUGAAUGAUGAACUCCAUAAAGAAGAGAAAAUAUGGAAAGAAAAAUACAGACAGCAUGAGGAACGUAUCAGAAACUUGCAUUUACAAAUGGAGGAGGAGAGAACAAGAUUAAGGGAGCUACGAGAAAAAGAAAAAGCACGUUUAUUCAAACUGCGGCAUGAUGCAGCUGUAAAAAUUCAAGCCAAUUAUAGAGCAUGGGUAACUUACCGGAAGUAUAGCCCAAUCAUAAGAGAGCAAAUCGAAAAGAAAAAGAGGAAAGCACAGGAGUUGAAAGAGAAGGAGGCAAAGAUACGACAGAAGGAGGAAGAAAGGAGGAGGAGAAUUGAAGAGGAACAGAGAAUAAAGGAGGAGAGAAAGAAGAAGAUGCUAGAGGAAAGGAGGAGGCGGGAGAAGGAAUACGAAGAGAAAAAGAGCAUCCUGAGACAAGAGAGAGAAGAGCAAAAAAGCAAGGAAAAGAGACUGAGGGAACAUGCCCACUCACCGCUGAUCAUCACCUGUGCUUUAAAGAGAGGAGACUGUCAGGGCAAGCAGCAAGCGAUUGUACAGAUGUCAAAGAGUAAGGGUAGUAUAGACAAAGAGUCGGUGGGCAGCGACUCAAAGAAGCAGGAAGAUACUUGCCUAGUUCACCAAUUAAACAAGAGAGAAAAUACGCAUAAACAGAUCGCAUUGAAGGAAUCGACAGGAAUUAAAUUAAAACCAAGCCAGGAAAUUUUGGCAGAAUUAAAACUGAACGAGAAAAUUGAAAGUUUACCAAAAUUAAAAAUGAAUGAAAACUUUUCAAACAACCAAUGUUCAGGUUCAGAACAAUCUGCUGACCAAGAAAUUAUCUCUGAAAAUAGAGACCUAAAAAGUGACUUGGAAAACUCUGACCUAACAGAAAAUGUGAAUGAACAGUGCCCAGGGCAAGAACUAAACUCUGAAACUCAAACAGAGGGAUGGGUAGAGCAUGCCCCGAAGGAGAAUGUGGGACAAGAGACCCAAAAACUCUUUGGAUUCAGGGAAGAAAUGAGUGAAGAGGACAGUAAUGAAGGAUCGGAAAUCAUCGAGGAGAAUCAUGAGAGAAUGACUGAAGAGAUAGAAAUCAAAGAGAUGACAGAGCAAGAUGGGUCAUCAUGUGAGGAGAAUAAUAGUUCACCUAUUUCCAUACAGAAAAACCUACCACCACUGAUACCAGACAAUCCUGAACCUGUAGAAAGAAGUGUAACACUAGCAGAAGAUGAAGAGACUGACUUAAAACCAGAAAGAAUUGAGGAAAUCCCAGAAGGUGUGCUGGCUUGUGAUGCUUCAACCAUUAAAUCAGAUGCUUCUGUGCUCACAGAAGGCAAGGCAGACCUGCAGGAUUCUUCAUCAGGCAAACUUGCUCCCAGUGAAGAAGCGGGUAGUCACAGUGCUUGUUACCUCUUGGUCACUGACGAAGGGGAAGACUCUCCUAAAUCUGAGAUUAAAGAAACUCUGGAAGAAGGGAAACAAACAGAGUCUGAAGGUGUUGGUGUCCUGGCCUGCUCUGCUUCACAGAUAACAGUUUUAUCUUCAAUUGAGGAAAGGAGACUAGCUUGGGUAAGAUCGUUUAAACCUUGGACCGAAAUCUUUGAGCAAAAUCAACUUAAGAAAAUCGUUAAAAAAAGGAGACUUGUGAAGUGCCCACCAAAUACAAUGCCUGCUUUGGAUCCUUCAGCCAUUCUCCAGCUUGGCCCUUGGAAAACUCUACAGCAGGUAUUUAUAAUCUAG
Messenger RNA from Rattus rattus (black rat), 2754 nucleotides. Its product is annotated as leucine-rich repeat and IQ domain-containing protein 1-like. The transcript is spliced from 9 exons. The record is from RefSeq and is a predicted model, not a curated record. Gene Ontology annotation, molecular function: protein binding. Lineage: Eukaryota; Metazoa; Chordata; Mammalia; Rodentia; Muridae. Bases 1 to 2754 code for a protein of 917 amino acids.